Molecule: messenger RNA, 1260 nt
Organism: Trichomonas vaginalis G3
Lineage: Eukaryota; Parabasalia; Trichomonadida; Trichomonadidae
Exons: 1
Coding region: 1-1260 (419 amino acids)
Source: RefSeq, a predicted model, not a curated record
AUGUAUCAAGAUUGCGCUCACAAGAGCAAGACAACAAUCUACACUAACGAUUAUCCAGUUCUGGCUGUUCAUUCUGAUGAAGCUGCAGAAGAAAUUUUCAAAGUUAACGCAAAACCACAAGGAACUACAGUUGUAACAAUAAAUUCGAAACUAAAGGUAUCAUUUAAAGAUGCAGUAUCAUUGUUCUCCGAAUUAUUACCUUCAGAAUGCGAAAUUUCAUAUGUUAAAGGAAUUUGGGACGUCAUGCCAACUUCUAUACAAGGAGAACAUGUCACAAUCGGAUCAACUAAAACAGAUCUACUUAAAACCUUCAAAUCUCAGCUUUCUCAAAUUCCAGAUGGAAGUACAAAGUAUUCACAGGUAAAACCAUACCUUUCUAUUGUCUUAACAGGUGCUGCAGACAUGAUGAAAGGUAAGUUCACGGAAUUCUUGCAAAAAUAUAUCAAUUCCGUUGGAAAAAUGCUAGAUUUAGUUCCAGAAGCUUCAUGUGAAAUCGUUAUCGUCGAAAUUCCUAAAAAAGGGGAAAAUUACCAGUUUAACCUUAAUUUACGGGCGCCGAAGAGUCUUCAAGGAAAGGUGAGAAUCAUCGAAGGACCGACAGAUAAAUACGAUGGAUCUCACUACCCUGAGUUCCUUGCCAAGAAUAUCGGCAUAAGAAGAGCUUUUGGAGACUUUGUUUUAAUUUCGGAUCCGACCGUCAUAUUGCCGAUUACCUUUUUCGAUAUUUUGGCACGGAAUUGGUUCAACAAAGGUGUAGUUUAUAGAGGAAAUAUCUACCAGGAGAACGGAUCUAUGCCUGAAAAUGAUUUAAUCAGAUUAGCUGAAGAAUCUUUCACUCAUUCACUUGAUGACUUUGAAAACCAAUGCUUGCAUCGCAAGGGCUUUUAUAUUAUCAAAGGUAAUAUAGACACAGAUAAAGAUAUUGGCUGUGAUUCUUUGUUUUUCACAUUGGCAUCAAAAGAAUUAUGGUAUGCUAUAUCUGGAUACAAUGAGUAUCCAUUUAAUGAUAAGCUUGAUAUAGCGUCAUUCGCCAAAUUCAUGAAAAUUGUUCCUGGAAUUCCAAUUCAUUACUUCCCGUUCCCAUUAUUUAAGAAGAAUAUGGAAGGAUAUCCUCCUCUUCCUCAAGAUAUUAUAGAUCUGAAUCCAAAGGAUAUUACAAAUCAAUAUUUCUGCUCAGGAGAUGCAUCAGCUGUUAAACAUUACGGAGAUUCUCCAAGAUGGGGACUUCCAACUACUGUUCUUAAGGUAUAUGUUAAGUAA